UCGGUAUCUCGCCGUCCUCUUUUCAUUCAUCUCAUGUUCGAUCCAUUACCUCCAUGACACUGACACCACAUGAUUCCUGUACCAUGCAAUCCUGAAGUUCAUAUUUCACACAGCUUAUUUAUUCAUCUUCUUCUAUAUCUUCAUCUGCAUUCAUGUUAGUUUAGUGUUCGAUAAAAAGAACAUUCUUGAAAUCACCAACUUCACAUAACAAAAUGUGGAGACUCUGUAGCUUCUAAAGAAGUUGACGGGGCACAAAAGAGAGCUCUAUUGACAUUAUUCACUUUUCUGCAUAAUAUCUGUUUGAUUUUCAGGCCAUUACUGAUAGUAGCCAUCUCAGGGAUACAUGAGCUGUCAUUUUAGGGACGAGCUUGCGAAAGUUAAGGUAAUGGACAAAAUGGGAAGUAAUGAUGCUUCAAGUGGCAUGAAUGGAGAUGAUACCUUGUAUAUUCACAAGGUGGGAGCUCCUCCAAAGCAGAAGCUUGUAAAGGAGAUCAAAGAUGCAGUGAGGGAGACUUUCUUCUCAGACCAUCGUUUACGCCAUUUCAAAGACCAGCCAAGAUCAAGGAAGCUUGUUCUUGGACUUAAAGCUGUGUUCCCAAUCCUUGAAUGGGGAAGAGAUUACAGUUUUCAUAAAUUCAAAGGUGAUCUUGUUUCUGGACUCACCAUUGCUUCUCUCUGUAUUCCUCAGGAUAUUGCAUAUGCAAAGCUUGCAAAUCUGGAUCCUCAAUAUGCACUAUAUUCAAGCUUUGUGGCUCCGUUGGUGUAUGCUUUCAUGGGAAGCUCAAGGGAUAUUGCCAUAGGACCCGUUGCUGUGGUGUCCCUCUUGCUUGGAAGCAUGCUCACUGAUGAGAUUAGUGACUAUAAGAAUCAUGAUUAUCUCCGCCUUGCUCUCACAGCCACCUUCUUUGCAGGAAUCACUCAAAUGGCCCUAGGGAUUCUCAGACUAGGUUUCUUGAUUGAUUUCCUAUCCCAUGCUGCCAUAGUGGGAUUCAUGGCUGGAGCUUCCAUUAUUAUUAGCCUGCAACAGCUCAAAGGGCUACUUGGAAUAGUCAAUUUCACCAAGAAGACUGAUAUUGUUUCUGUCCUGCACUCAGUUUGUAGUACAGCACACCAUGGGUGGAACUGGCAGACUAUAGCCAUAGGAGUAUCAUUCUUGAUCUUCCUUCUAGGAAGCAAGCACAUGGCUAGAAAGAACAAUAAAUUCUUCUGGCUGUCUGCAACUGCCCCCUUGAUCUCUGUUGUAUUGUCCACGUUUUUCGUCUACAUUACUCACGCUGACAAAAAAGGCGUAUCAAUUGUGAGGCAUAUAAAAAAAGGCGUAAACCCAACAUCAGCAAAUGAAAUAUUCUUCAGUGGAAAGUAUCUCGGCUCUGGUAUUCGGAUUGGUGUAGUGUCUGGUAUGAUAGCUCUCACGGAAGCUAUAGCGAUUGGGAGAACUUUUGCUGCUAUGAAAGACUAUUCACUUGACGGCAGCAAAGAAAUGGUGGCAUUAGGAACAGUGAAUGUUAUUGGAUCACUCACUUCAUGUUAUGUAGCUACAGGAUCCUUUUCUCGCUCAGCGGUGAACUUCAUGGCUGGCUGUAAUACUGCUGUGUCAAAUAUUGUCAUGUCCAUUGUUGUGUUGCUAACUCUGGAACUCAUUACACCAUUGUUCAAGUACACCCCACUCGCUGUACUGUCUUCCAUUAUCAUUGCAGCCGUAAUAGGCCUUGUGGACAUAAAAGCUGCUAUUCUGCUUUGGAAGGUUGACAAAUUUGACUUUGUAGCUUGCAUGGGAGCCUUCCUUGGUGUCAUUUUCAAGAAUGUUGAGAUUGGCCUUCUUAUUGCAGUGGUUAUAUCUUUUGCGAAGAUCCUUUUACAAGUAACAAGGCCAAGCACAGCAGUACUUGGGAGGGUUCCAGAAACUUGUGUUUAUAGAAACAUUCAACAAUACCCAAAAGCAACACAGGUUCCUGGCAUACUGAUUAUCAGAGUUGAUUCUGCAAUUUACUUCUCAAACUCCAACUACAUCAAGGAGAGAAUUCUGAGAUGGCUGACCGAUGAAGAUGAAAAGAAGAAAGAAAACAACUUACCCAGAACAGAAUAUCUUGUAGUUGAGAUGUCCCCUGUGACUGACAUUGACACUAGUGGCAUCUGUGCCUUUGAAGAGUUACACAAGAGCCUUCAGAAAAGAGAAGUCCAGCUCGUGUUGGCAAACCCUGGGACGGUAGUGAUGGAGAAGCUGCAUGCAUCAAAACUGACAGACUUAAUUGGGGAAGAUAAGAUUUUUCUUACAGUAGCUGAUGCUGUUGCUACCUUUGGUCCAACCAUUGAAUUGCCCUGAUUCUUAGGCCAACUUAGCUUCCUUUGACUUGUGAUCAACUUCACUUAAAGAAAUUACAAGGGGAAAAAAGUUGUUUCCCUUGUAGCAUUGAAGAUAUACAUAUACAUAUAUAAAUAACGCAGUAGUAAAAGAAAGCUGCAGUGUAUAAUAAUGGUCAUUUUGAUCUAUUAUGUCAGUUUUCUUUAUCCUUUAGAAAUGGCCUUUUUUUCUUUUUAAA
Prosopis cineraria is the source of this 2540-nucleotide messenger RNA. Its product is annotated as high affinity sulfate transporter 2-like. Gene Ontology annotation, biological process: transmembrane transport. The transcript is spliced from 13 exons. Lineage: Eukaryota; Viridiplantae; Streptophyta; Magnoliopsida; Fabales; Fabaceae. The record is from RefSeq and is a predicted model, not a curated record. Bases 344 to 2323 code for a protein of 659 amino acids. Gene Ontology annotation, cellular component: membrane.